Messenger RNA from Pisolithus orientalis, 1611 nucleotides. RefSeq lists its product as uncharacterized. Lineage: Eukaryota; Fungi; Basidiomycota; Agaricomycetes; Boletales; Pisolithaceae. The record is from RefSeq and is a predicted model, not a curated record. The transcript has 6 exons. Bases 1 to 1611 code for a protein of 536 amino acids.
AUGUGGUGGAACAUCAGGAAUGUGCUGGAAGACUUUGCCUUGGAGAGAGGAUCAGCGUUCAGGGUUGGUAGGGUUCAUCCAGACAAGUGGAAGCAUCUGGAAAUCAUGUAUAAGCGACUAGAAGAGUGGGCAAAGAACUGGCCACCAAAGAACCCUGACAAUGAGGGACCUCUCCAGGUGCACAUAUGGAUUAGGCAAUGUCAAAGGUCUCUCAUGCAUCUGAAGCAACUCCCAUUCACCUUCCAUGAUAUGGUGGUCCUAGUCAUGCUCUUCCAAUGUGCAUUUACCACAGAUCCUGAUGUCUGCAAGCAACUCUUUGAAGCACACAUCCCUGUAUGGCUAGUCUGGAAGCUGGAGUUAGUGCCAAAGGAUAUGAAGAUACAUUGUGAGGUCAACAUUACAUGCCCAGAGGGCAUUAUCACUACCCCAGAUGAGUUUGAGGUCAGCCAAAUGCUCAAGUGGAAUGCUAGGUGGUAUUACCCUGGUGAUCCUAUGCAUGUCCACACCCACAAAGCUCCAGUAGUGGGUCUUGAGCAAUUUGUGGUGCCUUGGCCAGACCCAAUUCCUGCAGUGUCAACUUCCACAACCUCUGGCUCAGUGGCCUUGAAUACUGAGUUGUCAGAAUGGAUAGGGCUAAACAUUGCAGUGGUCCUUGUGGGUGUUUCAUUACUGAUCAAGAUCUUUACACUUACAACCAUCUGCUCAGAUAAUUCUGCAGGUUCAAAGAAGGCCAAGACUUCCACUGCUCCAAAUGUCAACUUGCCACAGGAUUUUGAUGAUCCUGCCUUGCCCACUCACAUUUACUCAUGGAAUGCUGCACUUACUGACAUCAACAAGGACCCCAAGAGAAUUCAUGCCAGUGUGCCCAAAAUCACAUAUUUUUUCCCUCACCCCAUGCUAUUUAUGAGAGGUGAGUCCUCAGAGUGGAGGCAGAGGUACCUCCGGAAUUGUUUUUUUGGGAACCAAAUACAUGAAGCUGCUGAUAUCUUUGGUCCAGAGUUCAUGAAGGUUCAGCAUGAUGUACCGAGUCAUGUGCAGUUCUGUGACAUUAUGAUUGAUCUCACAGACCUCACUACCAUCAACUCAGCAAUGAAGGGCAAGAUUCUCUGGGACCUGUAUGAACACAGUUUCUGCUUCAAGCUGGUCACCCUGGACCAUCUGCUGGUGCCCACCCUCUGGUUGAGUGUGGAAUCUGAGUGGCUGGACCAAGUCUGUCAGAUCUUCCCAGGAGAUUCAGAGCUUACCAUGUUCACUGAACCCUUCCCAGUUAAGGAUCAAGGUCUGGCCUCACUAGAACUCCAAACAAAGCUGGAAUAUGUUGAGAGGUUCCAGAUGUUGCUUGCUUCAUGGCCAGGGUUUCCACCAGAUUUGGGAACCUCACUUCCAUUGUCCACCUCACUGGCACAUGUUUGGGCAGUGGAAAAAUGGCUUGCAUUAUUUUAUGUGCAGUCAUUCUUUGAUAACUUCAGUCAUUUGCCUAUUGUCCUCCAUCUUAUUCCAAAAAAUCCUUGCAGUAUUUAUGGCUUGGGCAAUAACUGCUUAAUCCCAUCACCAUCUGCAUUAUCAUCUGCAUCGUCAUCUGCACUUCCCCCCUGUCCCCCACAAGCAUAA